Messenger RNA from Thunnus maccoyii (southern bluefin tuna), 4304 nucleotides. It is a transcript of the gene cdk5r2b, whose product is annotated as cyclin-dependent kinase 5, regulatory subunit 2b (p39). The transcript has a single exon. Gene Ontology annotation, molecular function: cyclin-dependent protein serine/threonine kinase activator activity; protein kinase binding. Lineage: Eukaryota; Metazoa; Chordata; Actinopteri; Scombriformes; Scombridae. Gene Ontology annotation, cellular component: protein kinase 5 complex; cytoplasm. Bases 1489 to 2373 code for a protein of 294 amino acids. Gene Ontology annotation, biological process: positive regulation of cyclin-dependent protein serine/threonine kinase activity; activation of protein kinase activity; brain development. The record is from RefSeq and is a predicted model, not a curated record.
UAUAGCAGUUACAAUUCAAAGUGCCGGUAUAGACCCAGUAAAAUGCCACCGCAAAUCUGAAGGAAAAGACUCCAGGCGACCUUGUCCCUAUCACAACAUUGCUAUAAUAUUGUUUACUUUAGCGCUGUCUCUAUGGCAACAAUAAUAAAGCCAGGUCGGCUUGACUGGGAAGAAAAAGCUGUCUGACCUUCACAGUCUGCUUGUCUAAGGGGCAUUUCAUACAUGGCACAUAUAUGAAAAUAGAAGCAUUUCAUAUAUGAAACAUGUAUGAAAAUUGCUUCUCAUGCAAUAUGUGAUUGGUAAUGUCUCCAGCUCAACAAAUCCCUACAUAAACAACACCAGUGGUGGAGCAACUGAAUUUGAACAAAGGCUGCUGGUCAGUGAUACCAGGAGCAAAAUAACAUUUAUAUGUAUAUAGUUAGACUUCCUGGUAUACAUGCUGGUCUAACAGGUGACACACCAUGGUGUAGGGACUAGUGGUGCACCACAUCACAAUGUGGAGAAAUCAAAAGGAUGACAAACUAUAUAUUUUAAGUGUGAACUACAUAAUUUGCAAGUUAUAAUCCAAUAUGAAAAUGUAGGUCUUACGCAAGUUUUUGCCCAAAAAAAGUAAAAAGUAAAAAAAUUUUACACUGAUGUUCAGAUGUCAAAUAAGAUGAUUCUACAAGGCUUGCCAAAUGAUAUUAAAGGUGUCCCAAAUAUUGUUGCUCUCUGCAGCAUUGAUAAAAUGAUUAUUCUUGAUUUCAAUGUGUGAAACGUGUGAAAUGUCAACACAGUGACAGUGUUACUUUGAACUGACUUAACUGUUGAUCAACGUUUCUCCAAAGAGAGCAUAGGUCAAUUAUUCCAUAACCAUAGACUAUAUUAAUUUAAAAACAAAAACAAAUACACCUAUUGUAUAGUAAUAUAUUAUUGUAUAGUAAUAUACAAUAGGCCAAUGAACAUAUGCCACAUCUCUCACCGUUGUUGGACCUAUUUUGGUGAGGGGAAAAUAGUCUGAUUUAUAGAUAGCAACCAUUUUCCAAAGUUAAGUGGACUAGUGGAGAGGGAACAAGAAUAGUACUUGACACCUGUAUUUAGGCUAUCAUCAAUGGCAACCUUGUACUGAACUCCUACUGAUUGGAUCAUUGAUUGUUUUCUCUCAUUGGCUGGCUCGGCUGUCAGUCAGGAGCUGCACUUGCUGGUUUGUUUAAACCCCUUGAUUUACGCAGGGCGACUAAUCUUCGCUCAGACUACAUUCACAGGAUUGUGGCGCAGCGUCUCCACGCCGAGACGCAGACAGAGCAUCUGUUGGAUUACAACUUCACUUUGAAGACGAGCUCCAUCUUCGUUCCCUGCCGCACAGGAGUGAUUACUUGGAAUGAAUAGACGUGUAAAUGGAGUUUAAAUCGUUGUCGUGACUAUUCUUCACCGCCUCGCACCUUGCAGACUACUGCGUAUUGAAGUUGAAGCAGCAUCCAUACCUUCGCGGCUCUUUCCUGUGCAGACAUGGGAACCGUCCUCUCCAUAUCUCCGGCGUCAAAGAAGGCAUCUAUAAUGGAUGCCGACGUCGCAGGAGAUGGAAAAAACGAUAAGAGCCUUAAACGGCACUCUAUGUUCGUAUCUCUGUCUUGGAAGAAGCUGGUGACCAAUUCGGCCAAGAAGAGCGCAAAGAAAGUGACUCCGAAUCCGCUGCCCGCCCGUGAGCUCCCGUCCAGCCAGGUGGCUCAGCUCAACAACGAAAACAUCAAGAAGACGCACCAAAACGAAGAGAAGAAACCCAAAGCACCGAUCCCAGUCCCGGUGCCCACGGUGCCUACGCAAAACAACGAGGCUGUCAACCAAAACGGAAGGCUCUCUACGGUCCAGAAACAACCCAGCCGCCUGUCUCUGCUGUCCCCCAGGCGGAUAGUCAUCCAGGCUUCAACCGGGGAGCUACUGCGCUGUUUGGGGGACUUUAUGUGCCGCAGGUGUUAUAAAGUGAAAGAGUUAAACAGCGGAGAGGUGAUCCUCUGGUUUCGAAACGUUGACCGGACUCUUUUGCUCCAGGGCUGGCAGGACCAGGGGUUCAUCACGCCGGCUAACGUGGUGUUCGUCUACCUGCUUUGCGAUGAUACAAUAGAGGACACCGUUGACAACCCCGCCGAGCUACAGGGCACCUUUCAGACUUGCCUCUACCUCGCAUACUCCUACAUGGGCAACGAGAUCUCCUACCCACUCAAGCCGUUCAUGAACGAUACAAACAAGGACGUUUUCUGGGACACGUCGCUCCGGAUCAUCAACAGGAUGAGUGCCAAAAUGCUGCAGUUGAACGCAGACCCGCACUUUUUCACCGAGGUCUUCCAGGACCUCAAAAACCAACGGGAUAGCAGCGAGCCAAUCCUGGACCGCUGACAUGGAAACAAACGGACACUUGUGUGUAUUUUUAAAACAUGAAUGUUAUGUGCAAAAUCACAUAACUGGGAUGGUUUUGAAUGUAAAGGCCAACGUUGAAGGCUUCUCACAUCUGGGCUGAAUCUCUCUCUAAUGGUGUUACACAACUUCAGUAGGGUGUUUAGGCAACAGGAGUUUUCAUAAAUGCAUGCCAAUGGUAAUAUUGUCCUAUUCUGUCUUGUCCCUUGAGUGAUGCAGGGAUUGACUUCGCGUUACAAACUUCUCCUUAGGUGACAUUCAAAUCCCCAUUUCAUUCAUGAUUAGCCCACUUUCUGGGUUAGUGAGUGGAUGUCGCAGUAAGGUGACCGAGGCAGGACUAGAAUAGACCCGUGUUUGUGAGGAGUGGAGAGGCGGAGCUGUCCGAGGUACUGACCUGUGCAGUUAUUUCUCCCUUUGCUCCCUGCUAUUUGAGUCACUUGGCCCCACAACAGAGCCAAGUGUGGCUUAAGAGGACCAGAGUCAGCCCAGUGCACCUUCAGCACAUAAGCCUAAGCCUUGUAAGAAGAGGUAUAGCUACAGUAUAUUGUACUUUUAAAAACUCUGAGCCACCUGUCAACACAGUCACAUGCAACAGAGCAUGUUUCUUUAAGCAGACAAAACACUGUAGAUGUUCCUCUCUGGGUAUAAGAAAACAUCUGCAGACUUUAUCUAGAUGAUAAAACACUAUGCUGCAUGGCUAUCUGCAUAUCUGAUAUGUUUCAGCUCCUCUUCUAUGAUUAAAACCACCAAUGUCUCCAUAACGACCACCUCACUUUGAAUUAAAACGACUUGGUUUUGCCUACCAAGAUGACACUGUAAUGAUGCACUGUAAGUAGGCAGUGGGUUCAAAUUUAGUGUAAGGGUAGGGGGCAAAAAUGGAAAAGUAGUGAAGGGAGUAUCUUCUCUCUGGAAUGAGAUAAACCAAACUAAAUGGGCCUGUAGCUGGCCAUAUAGCAAGAGUAUCAAUCUAGGGCCUCUGUUGUGUAUUGCUUUAUAAUAUAUUGCAGAGGCUAACAUUACUAGAGACUGAGAGGAAUGUACAGUUUUUCAAGAGAUUUUUGCAAAAUCUCACGUGUGCCAACUAUUAUUUAAUCUUGGCCUGAUACUGUAUGGUUUACAUGUACAUAUCCCACAUUUACUCUUUAUUUUAUUUCCCUCUGCUUGUUUUGAAGAUGGCUGUAUAUGAUGUAGUUCAAGCAUAAAAACAAAUAGAGGUCAAUGGUCAAAUAGUCUUUUUUUGCCCUUUUCUGUAAAUGUGUUCUAGGGCUCGUUUCGCUGGGUUCAGUUCAGCAAAGACAAUUUCUCAAAAUGUAAAUAUUGAAUGUGAAGGGUGUCUUGUUGUUAAGUGACAGAAGACUAUCAUUUGCACUUGCGUGUCAGACACUAUAAGCUAAAAGAGAUUUGACUCCUACUCUGAAACCAAGCUUACAGGGCAAACCUGACAGUCACUAUUCAGUAUUAUGGUCCUUUUAAAAGCUCAUUGUGAUGUUGUGUUGUGAACCCAUUGCUUGGAGAGUGGAAUGUAAUGCUGCUAUUUUGCACAGCUGUGAACAAAGCUUUGGAUGUUUUGCACAGUGUUAUAACAUAAUGGUCAUGUACCAGUGCUUUAUUCCAGGCGCUGGAGUGUUUGCCAUUAAGUUUGCAGUUAAUGUCACCAAUGGUUCUAGGAUGAUCAUCUGUGAACUAGAUCUUUAGUACAGUUUUUUUUUUUUCCUGUGUUUCAUCGAUGGAAAUUGGUAUUUAAAUGUGUAAAGUUGAACCAGUGUGUUGUCAUAAAAUAGGUUCCUUGAUAAUGCACUCUGGUGUUGCACCACCAUUGAUUUCACUCCCUCUACAUGUUAUGUUACAAUAAAAGGUCAAUACAAUAAUUGUUUAUGGUGACCACAUUUAAAUAAAUCCAAACUUAUGUAGGA